This is a messenger RNA of Gambusia affinis (western mosquitofish), 3170 nucleotides long. It is a transcript of the gene parp2, whose product is annotated as poly (ADP-ribose) polymerase 2. The record is from RefSeq and is a predicted model, not a curated record. Bases 120 to 2072 code for a protein of 650 amino acids. Gene Ontology annotation, molecular function: NAD+ poly-ADP-ribosyltransferase activity; zinc ion binding. NCBI's taxonomy places the organism in Eukaryota, Metazoa, Chordata, Actinopteri, Cyprinodontiformes, Poeciliidae. The transcript has 17 exons.
AACGAGCUUCACUAAGAUCUCCGACAAGUCCAGGAAGCAGUAGUGGAGUUUCGCGCUCUGUGUUGUCGCCUCUGGACCUUACUACUAUCACCUAAAUUGUAAAAAUUAUCUAGUACAUAAUGAGGAGAACCAGAGGUUCCAGAAAUAAAAGCAAGACUACCGAAGAAAACGAGGAAGUCCCGACAAAGACAGUGUGGCAGUGGAAAGGAGAUGAUGGGCAGUGGGAACCGUACCCAGAUGAAGCGGGCUCCAUGCUGGAUUCAGCUUCCUCAUCAGGAAAGACGUCGGUCACUCUGACUCUUGGCGCAGGGAAGAAAUAUGAAGUUGAUCUGAAGAAAAUGGUCCAGAUUAAUCCUACGACAAAAUACAAGAGAAAGAUUCGCUCUCAGAUUGUAAAAACAGAGAGUUUAAAUGAAGCCGGUGACGUGGCGGCUGAAAAUGGAGAUUCGGUUCAAGUCAAAGAGGAAGAGGAGGAGACGGCGGCGCAGCCGGCAGCUAAGAGGAGAAGAGGACAGAGCAAGAGUGCAGCAAAAACCAAAGACAUGCCUAAAGAGGAAACAAAAACUGAAGAGGUGGUGAAGACGGUGGUGAUGAAGGGCAAAGCUCCAGUGGACUCCGAAUGCAAAGCUAAACUGGGAAAGGCUCAUGUUUACAGUGAAGGAAAUGAUGUUUACGAUGUGAUGCUGAACCAGACCAACCUGCAGUUCAACAACAAUAAAUAUUACCUGAUCCAGCUGCUGGAGGACGACGGCGCCAAGGCUUACAGCGUCUGGAUGAGAUGGGGCCGAGUGGGUAAAGUGGGUCAGAACAGCCUCACACCCUGCGGGGCGGAUCUGCUGAAAGCCAAAGACAUCUUCAAGAAAAAGUUCUUGGAUAAGACGAAGAACGAGUGGGAUCACCGGGAAAGUUUUGAGAAAGUAGCCGGAAAAUAUGACCUGGUGUUCAUGGACUACGCCGCUAACGAGAAGGAGGAGAACAUCACCACAGUCGACGUCGCCCCCAGAAAGCAGCCCUCCAAGCUGGAUCCGAAGCUCCAGUCGCUCCUCGAACUCAUCUGUGACCUCAGAGCCAUGGAGGAGUGUGUGCUGGAGAUGAAGUUCGACACCAGAAAAGCUCCUCUUGGAAAGUUGACCUCGGAGCAGAUCCGUGCAGGAUACGAAGCCCUGAAGAGAAUCGAGUCAUGCUUGAAGAAAAAGGGGAGCAAUAAGGAGCUGCUGGAAGCCUGCAACCAGUUUUACACCCGUAUCCCGCACGACUUUGGGUUAAAAACGCCUCCAAUGAUUCGCUCAGAAGAAGAUCUGAAAGAAAAAAUUGCUCUGUUGGAGGCACUGAGUGACAUCCAGAUAGCAGUGAAAAUGGCUGAGUCCAAUGCAGACAGUGACGAGCAUCCUUUGGACAGACAGUAUCACGCCCUGCAGUGCCAACUGGAGCCUUUGGACCAGAGCAGCCAUGAGUUCAAGGUGAUAGAACGGUACCUGCAGUCCACUCACGCUCCCACUCACUCCGACUACACCAUGAAGGUCCUGGACGUCUUCUCAGUGGACCGCGGUUGCGAGAGCGACAACUUCCUGUCUCAUUUACACAACAGGACUCUGCUGUGGCACGGCUCCCGUCUGUCCAACUGGGUCGGGAUCCUCAGUAAGGGGCUCCGAGUGGCGCCGCCUGAGGCCCCCGUCACUGGCUACAUGUUUGGUAAAGGGAUUUACUUCGCAGACAUGUCGUCAAAAAGUGCCAACUACUGUUUCGCCAACCAGAGCCACCAUGUUGGAUUGCUGCUGCUGAGUGAGGUGGCUUUAGGGGACAGUAACGAGCUGCUGGAUGCCGACUAUGAGGCCCAUAAGCUGCCUGCAGGAAAACACAGCACCAAGGGCCUGGGUGUGACCGGACCCGACCCAAAAAACGCCGUCACCCUGAACGGAGCGACGGUUCCGAUGGGUCCCGGCGUUAAAACUGGGGUUUCUAACCCCAACGGCUACUCUCUGCUCUACAACGAGUUCAUCGUUUACAACCCGGCUCAGACCCGGAUGAGGUACCUGCUGCGGAUCCAGUUUAACUACCCCUCUCUCUGGUGAAAACCAGUCCGACCCGGGCCAGUCUGGAUCACUGCCCUGUUGGGGAAAUCUUACUGUUUUACUGUGGGUUUGGUGACUUGAAGACACUCCUGUUGCUGGGCAGAUUUCAGAAGUUUUUAUGUCAACUCAUAAAAAUUUACUUGGUCAACCGUAUGGAGAAUAAUGUGGCAGCAUUUUUAAAAACUGUUUCAGAAUAUUUGAAUUAAAUUAUAUUUCAACCAACCGUACAUUUAUAUAAGAAAAUGUGUAGUGACAUUAUUUCCUGAUCAAACGUUGGUCAGGAGCUCAAGCUGAUAUUUUCAAAGCAAUAACUUCCAGUUGAAGAAUUUAAAUCAAAUAAACUUCAAAAACUUUAAAUCUUACCAAGUAUUUUUGCUUAGUUUUUAGUGCAAACAUGUUAGUACACUUCAAAUUAGACAAAACUAACAAAGUAACUUUCCAGCAAGAUAUAGAAGCUUAUAUAGAGUCAAUAAUUCUUCAAUAUUGAUGAAAAAAUGCUAGUUCGUCUUACAGAUUAUUUCACAGGAAAAAUGUUUUGUAAUAAUUGAAAUAAUCUGUAAGUGGAAAUAUCAUCAAAAUUAUGGAAUUACUGACUCUGAACCAGCGCCUAUAUCUUGUUGAAGUAUAAGUUAGCUUUGUCUUAUUUCAAGUAUGCUAAGAUAUUUACAUUUGAAAACAGACCAAAAAUAAUUGAGAAUAUGUUGAGUUUUUGCAGUGUAACUGCCUCUGAUUUUAUAUAAGGAAGCCCAUCAGUGCCUCUUUAAAUCAUUUAAAGGCUUUAAAUGAUUGCAGCAUUUGGCCCAGGAACCUUUCUUAUCUUAAAUUUAUCAGAAGCCUUAAAGUUGACAGAUCUGAUUAUUGAAAGCUCUGUUUGGAUGUUUAGGUUUAAAUUGUAAAACUUUUUAUCAUAUUUCCAUGCCUCUGCAGUCGACUAAGUUAAUUCAAAGUUACUUCUUGGUCAGUAGAGCUAAACUGUGGGUGUAUUACACAUGAAAAAUAUUGCCUGAGAUGAAGAAAAAAAAAGUGUGCACUAUAUUUCAUUCAUAUCUUUUUCUCUGUGGGAUUAUCCUCCUGAUAAUAAAGGCUUUUUAUUACCUU